Bipolaris maydis ATCC 48331 is the source of this 444-nucleotide messenger RNA. The record is from RefSeq and is a predicted model, not a curated record. NCBI's taxonomy places the organism in Eukaryota, Fungi, Ascomycota, Dothideomycetes, Pleosporales, Pleosporaceae.
AUGACUAACACGAACAUAGUUAGAGAAGGCAACAGCGAGAUCAGUGGUAGCAGAGGUGGAGGAGAUGGUGACGUUAGUAGUUACGACGAUUUUGCGCUCCAGAACGAAAGUGAAGGCGAAGAGUUCAAGCGAAACUUUCGAGAAGACACAGGACGAGAGCUCAAAUCAGCCAGCUCCUUCUACAAACAUCAGUCAAGCGUAGAUAUAGACAAGGGCGACUCGCACGAAAAUAAUGCAGAUAUGCAGAUAGGCGAUCGGCUUGAAGUUUCGAGCAUCACAGCCCCGGAUUUUCGCGGUGGGGAGUGUCCUAUAGAUACGGAGAAUGUUGUCGACUCUAAUACAGUUAAAAAAGCGAAGACUCAAAUAAGAAGGUCCCCGUAUCGCAAAUUUCUAUCAACUCCGCCAAUGAGCUCGUCGAAGAUAAAUGUCGAACAAUCAACGUAA